AUGGCUGAUGUCAUUUCAGCACCACUUGAAUUCCUUUUCAAUUUGUUGUUUUUCCAAGCUGUUGUUCCGCGUAGCUGGCGGCAUGCUUAUGUCAUUCCAAUCAGGAAGAAACCUCCAUACUGUGAUCCUGAGAACUAUCACGUCAGUCCUAUCCGACCAUCAACAUGGGUUCAGAGCAAAAAAUCUACAGUAACGCUCAUGUUGGAAGCAAUGAACGAUUGGACAUCAGUAUUGGAUAGAAAAAAAUCUCCCAUCCAAUCUUAUUCACAUAAACUCGCACGAAUCGGGGUUCAUGGAAGGAUAGUCAAGUGGAUUGAAGAAUUUCUCGCUGAUCGCACCUUUCAAGUGUUGGUUAAUGGUCAUGCUUCCACGGUCCGACAUGCUAGCAGUGGGGUUCCCCAGGGAAGUGUCUUGCCCCCCCCCACCCCAUUUCAUUUGAUAUUUUACAUAUUUUUGACCUAG
Cooperia oncophora is the source of this 462-nucleotide messenger RNA. The record is from the annotation of a GenBank genome assembly. Lineage: Eukaryota; Metazoa; Nematoda; Chromadorea; Rhabditida; Trichostrongylidae.